AUGAUACACCAAUUGGGAGCACCUACAUUAUUCUUCACAUUAAGUGCAGCUGAUACCAAAUGGCCAGAACUACAUAAAUUGUUUCCACCUAACUUGUCUCCAGAAUUCCAAUCCACGAAGAAGCAAUUUAUACAAAACAUUGUCCACAAUCCACAUGUCACAACAUUGUUUUUGCAUUUUAGAUUCACAAUAUUCUGUGAGGAGAUUAUUGACAAGCUUUUCAAAGCUAAAGACCAUUGGUACAGGUACGAAUGGCAACAUCGUGGGUCCGCACAUAUACAUGGCUUCUUGUGGUUACCAAAUGCUCUUGAUAUGGACAAAGUAGACUGGUCUAACCAUGAAGUUGUCCAAUCAGCUAAUUCCUUUUUUGACAGGUAUGUCACAACAUGGAAUCCUUGCAACCAAAUUGGCCAAGCCAACAGACUGCACACUGCUUCACUCUUUGAUCCCUGCAUGGCUGAUACAAACCAAAUUCUAUCCACUGACCCUCUCUCUAACUAUGAGGAACUCGUCAAUGUUGUUCAGCGACAUACAAAAUGUUUUGCCCACACUUGCUUAAAAAAAAAAGGCUCAACCCUCCAUUGUCACUACAAAGCACCUUGGCUCGAGCAAGAUUUUUCAACACUAAUUGUUGAUACUGCCAACAACCCAUCACAUGAACCAGCAAGAAAUGACAGUCAUUUGAACAUUCACAAUCCAAUCAUGCUUGCAAUAUGGCGUGCAAAUAUUGAUUGCCAGCUCGUUUGUUCCAAAAUGGCUGUCAUACAAUAUAUCUCUAAAUAUGCUGCAAAAACAGAACAAAAGUUAGUAGGCUAUGUUGACAUCCUAAAGAAAAUAGUUGCUACAACUAAUACGCAAGAUACCAUCUUGCUGACAUACCAAAAAUUCAUGAUGGGGAUAGUUGCUGAUCGUGACAUCAGUGCACAAGAAACUUGCCAUAUGUUGCAAAAACUCCCAUUGAUAAGUUGUAGCCGAUAUUUUGUCUCCCUUAAUGUCAAUAGAAAGGCCCUCCAUCGAAUUGUUGAACAAAAUGACAAUGCCGAACUUUCCAAAUCUUAUAUUUCUGCUUAUAUGGAAAGACCUAUUGAAUUGGAAAGCAUCUCGUUGAUACAAUCAGCACAACAAUUUUCAUACAACACCCAAUGGAAAAAGCAUCAAUGGCAAAAACUCCAAAAACAAGCAAUUGUCAAUGUCUACCCGUAUUUUAAAACCUCUCCACCUGAGGUUGAUGACAACUUUGAAGCCUACUGUUGGAGUGAGCUUCUCUUAUACAAACCAUUUCACAAUAUUCCAACAGAUAUAGGUACAUCACCUGCUCAAAUCAUUGCAAAUUGGAAGCUAUUGUACAUACAUGGUUACACACAUUGGCAUAUUUAUGGAAUAGAACAUGAAUGCAGAACUGAAAAUGACAUCGACUUUGAUGGUGAUACUUUCUUAUAUUCACACAAUGAAGACCAAUAUGAAUGGGAAUACCUUUCCCAAAUGGGUGCUUCAAACAAAAUCAAUGUAAAUGAUCUCCAAAUGCUGGGUAGACACGAUUACGAUAUUAACUUUGAUUGGCAUGCCCCUUAUCCCACUGAUCCACUUCAUCAUACUGCUGUUACCUUCAUUUCCACUAAUAAAAUAAAUUGCCAGCCUAGCAUUCUCCAGCCAGCUUCUCCUCCCACUACUUCAUUCCCCUUAGCAUCAAAACAAAAAAUUGCACUUGAACUCAUUCUUGCCCAUUAUGCAUCUCCUGGAACCCCGCCUCCACUCCAUAUGCUUAUACAAGGCACUGCAGGCACUGGUAAAUCAUAUUUGAUACAAUACAUUAGAAAUAGACUUAACCUUUCCACAAAUAUACAACUCAAUCCUUUGCUUGUGCUUGCCCCAACCGACGUUUCUGCAUAUAAUAUCCAAGCAACAACUAUUCAUGCUGCCCUGUGCAUCCCCCUUAGAGAUAUGCAACCUUUAACAGGACAGUCUUUGAUGCUCUUCCAAGAACAAUACAAACACUUACAAUAUAUACUAAUUGAUGAGAUGAGCUUUUUGGGUCCUAAAUUGCUUUUGAAAAUUGACAACAAAUUACGUCAGGCAUUCCCUCGCCAGCAACGCGAACCAUUUGGAGGCCUCUCAAUCAUCCUUGUAGGCGACCUCAACCAACUACCUCCAGUGAUGGACAAGCCUUUGUAUGCCUCGCAUUCUACAACCCUUGCAUUAUGGCGCUCCUUUCAAACUGUUGUUACCUUAGAUACAAGUUUCCGACAACAAGGUGCCUCAAACAUCCAACAACAAUUUUGUGCUAUCUUGUAA
Molecule: messenger RNA, 2292 nt
Organism: Cryptomeria japonica (Japanese cedar)
Lineage: Eukaryota; Viridiplantae; Streptophyta; Pinopsida; Cupressales; Cupressaceae
Exons: 1
Coding region: 1-2292 (763 amino acids)
Biological process (GO): telomere maintenance; DNA repair
Molecular function (GO): DNA helicase activity
Source: RefSeq, a predicted model, not a curated record